AUGGCACCCAUCACAGAAGAGACCGUCGCCGGUCUGAAGAAUGUCAUUGACAAGCUCGAAUCUCGAAUCGAGAACCUCGAGUACCGUUUGACCCAUGGAUCGGAGAAGCCCAAAUCAGUUUCAGAGCAGAUGCGCAUCAUUUUAAUGGGGCCCCCCGGCGCUGGAAAGGGUACCCAAGCGCCUAAGAUCAAGGACAAGUUCUGCGUCUGCCAUCUUGCUACCGGGGACAUGCUGCGGUCACAGGUCGCCAAGAAGACACCAUUGGGACUGGAGGCCAAGAAGAUUAUGGACCAGGGUGCCUUGGUUAGUGACGAGAUUAUGGUUAACAUGAUCAAGAGCGAACUUGAGACCAACCGCGAAUGCAAGAAUGGUUUCAUUCUCGAUGGCUUCCCUCGUACAGUCGCUCAGGCAGAACGUUUGGACGACAUGCUUAAGGCGCGCGAUCAGAAGCUCCAACAUGCCAUUGAGCUGCAGAUCGACGAUGCUCUGUUGGUCGCAAGAAUCACCGGGCGUUUGGUCCACCCGGCUUCUGGACGCUCCUACCACAAGAUCUUCAAUCCUCCCAAGAACGACAUGAAGGACGAUGUCACUGGGGAGCCGUUGAUUCAGCGGUCAGACGACAAUGCCGACACUUUGAAGAAGCGUCUCGCAACCUACCAUGCGCAGACCACGCCUGUCGUCGGCUAUUACAAGAAGACCGGUAUUUGGAGGGGUAUUGAUGCUAGCCAGGAGCCUGGACAAGUCUGGAAGAGCAUUCUUGGUGUUUUUGAGAAGAAAAACUAG
Monascus purpureus is the source of this 783-nucleotide messenger RNA. NCBI's taxonomy places the organism in Eukaryota, Fungi, Ascomycota, Eurotiomycetes, Eurotiales, Aspergillaceae. The record is from the annotation of a GenBank genome assembly.